GCGCCUCGGUGGCCCUCGCCGGACUGCUGUAAAUUGAUAAUAACCCAUAGUGGGUCCGGGCUGCGGCCGUGCCGGUGAACGCGGCCUCGAGAGCCCCUCACGGGAGUAUCGCCCGGAGCCCGUCAGGUCCCGCAGGGCGCUUCCCGCCCCGUCCGCCGUGCUUCCCGCGCUGUCCCUGAGGUCGGGCCCGUGGCCUGGCGACGAAUGACUUCCGAAAUUUUUUCUCCAGUGGCUGACUUCACUUCUAAACCAUAUCCAAAAGUUUCUCCCCUUGCAGCCACACUCGGGAUAGCCCACAGAACGUGUCUGAAGAUAAGCUCCUCCUGCCCUGCUUUUGAGCUUCCCCUUAACCCACAACAGCUCCUCCACAGCAGCGCAGCACGGAUAAAAGGAAAUUAUUACAAUCAAGGAGAGAUUCGUAAGAAAGAGCUGGAACAGAGUUGUUGUGUCCUGGGGAUUCCUGCUUCUGAUGUCACAGUCAUUGAUCACAGGGAUCUUCCGGAUAGUCCUGCUGUGGAGUGGGACACACAGCUCCUCGCCACCCUUGUCCUGAAGCACAUAGCAGCCAAGGACAUCAACCUGGUGGUGACAUUUGAUGCGGGAGGAGUGAGUGGCCAUGCCAACCACAUCUCUCUUCACACUGCUGUGAGGGUCAUUUGCUUACGCUUCUUGAUGGAAGUGCCAUCGCCAUUCCCAUCCCCCAUAGUGCUCCUGUCGUUCUGUUUUGCUACAGAGACUCCCCAGGACAAAGUCAUGAAGGGAUCAAAGUCUUGGUACCUGCAUUCAGAGGGGAAGUUACCUGAAGGGUGCCGUGUGCUCGUGCUGGAAUCAGUGAAUCUCUUCAGGAAGUACAUUUCCUUCCUGGAUGUCCUCAUUUCCUGCCUCCUGCCCAGGGAUGCACUCUUCAUCCUCACAGAGGAGGAGACUGAACAAGCCAAGAGAGCCAUGCGGUGCCAUCGCAGCCAACUCCUCUGGUUCCGCCAGCUCUACCUGCUCUUCUCUCGUUACCUGGUGGUCAAUUCACUGCGCCUGCUCUGACAGGACAUCACUCACAGCUCCAGGAGUAAAAGAAUGAGCAAAAAAAGACUGUGCCAGGCCCAGGACGCCAGAAAACUCCUAUGCUAGGUGCUCAAGAGGACAGGGUACUCUUUGUGUGGCAUUCUUCACACUACAAAGCCCAGGCUGGGUGAACUUUCUCCCGAAUACCUUGUUGCCUGAUACAUUGAGAACAAGGUUAACAGCUACUCUUAUUUUCUCACCAUAGAAGCUUAAAUAAAGUGAGAAAUUCGGAUUAACUUUAAUUGGGAGUCAAGCCCAGGAGGAUUCUGCAUUGGAGAAGAUACGGCACAAACUCUUUCCCCAAGAAGAUACAGCUGCAAGGACUGCUUGGCAACUAUCUCUCGGUGCCUUUGUAAAAUCCAGGUAUCAGGAGUAACUUUUCAAAGAUCAUGCUAUUUCCACAGAUACCACAACCACAGCACCUUUGUUAUUCAGUGAGAACUUUAAAAAGCCAAAGCUUUUGAAUAAAACAUCAGAAAUCAUGCAA
This is a messenger RNA of Corvus hawaiiensis (hawaiian crow), 1546 nucleotides long. RefSeq names its product phosphatidylinositol glycan anchor biosynthesis class L (gene PIGL). The coding region runs from base 205 to 1038 and encodes 277 amino acids. Gene Ontology annotation, biological process: GPI anchor biosynthetic process. Gene Ontology annotation, molecular function: N-acetylglucosaminylphosphatidylinositol deacetylase activity. NCBI's taxonomy places the organism in Eukaryota, Metazoa, Chordata, Aves, Passeriformes, Corvidae. The record is from RefSeq and is a predicted model, not a curated record. The transcript is spliced from 9 exons. Gene Ontology annotation, cellular component: endoplasmic reticulum.